GUGCAAGUUCGAACGACGGCCAUUGUUGUUGUGAGCAAAAUGGCGCCAGAUGGACGGGGCCGAGAGACGCUGAUUUGAAGCUUCCAUUGUGCAACUCUGGGCCACUGCUGCACCCUGAAGACACACGCUAAGUAACCAAAUACCAUGGCAUCCGAGGAGAAGAUCUUGCAGGUGGGGGAGGCGCAGGAGACCCCCCAGGCCAUCACUAUCACCAUCGUGGACCCAUCAGCACUGGGCAGCACCUCCCUGGACCCCUCUUUGGUGGCCCAGGGUGGCGCAGACCAAGGCAGCAUAGUGAUGGUGUCUGGUGCUGAGGACUCAAAGGCCAUCCUGCAGACCGUCACCGAAACACACAUGGGAACUGAAGAAUUGCCGAUCAUCUCUAAUAUUUCCAACCCCGAGGAGGAGGAGAUGAUAGUUCACGAGACAAAGCUUUCCGAGAGUUUUGAUGGGGGGGGAGAGGAAGGAGAGCUCGGGGAUUCCUACGAAGAUGUUGAGGAGCCUUCUGGGCCACACUGCCUGGUGUGUAACAUAGAUCUGACCACAAAUGACAGCGAUGAGCAGGUCCCAGUGUUCAAGACCCAGACGUCCACCACACAGAGGAAGGUUGCUGUCUUCCUCUCUAGCCUUAUUGGACAGAAAGUGACAUCUCGCAAGGCCCACAGUGACAUCUUGUGCCGGCGGUGCUUUAGUCUCCUGGACCGCGUUGAUUCCCUGGAGGUGGAGAUCCGGGAGACAAAGGAGGAGAUCAUCAACAAGUACCAGGAGACAGUGUCAGUGUACGGAGGGCGAGCGAGAAGGAUAAAACCUGCCACUGCAAAAAAGCCUGACUAUGUGUUCCCCAAGGUUGAGCCGGAGGAUGAAGCCGACCAGCUGUUAGACAUGGAACUGGACGGGAACUUUGAGCCGCAGGUAGAGGAUCUGAUGGAUGAGGACCCGAGCCUCCAGGAUGACGACUGGGAGCCAAAGUUCAAGAGGCCAAGGAUAAAGAAAGAAAGUACAAGUAUAGGUGUAUGUGAGAGCAGUGACCCUCCAAAGAGGAAGCGAGGGCGACCCAGAAAGGACCUCACCAAAGCCAAGGAGUUGGAUGGUGAAGGCUGUAUAGCAGCUGGGGAAGAUCGCCUUGGCUGCUCAGGAAAGAUGGAAACUGAGACUUGUAUCCACUGUGAGGAGGAAGUUCCUACCACGCAGCUGAUGAAUCAUGUGCAAAAUCAUGAAAAUAAACAGUAUUCGUGUCCAUUUUGUCCACAUAUGGCUGCUCGUCUUUCAUUGUCUCAACACCUUCAGGAGAAACACCAAGAAAAUUUUCUGACAUGUAGCAAAUGUUCAUUGAAAUUUAUUGAUUCAAAGUGUCUUGAUGGCCAUCGCUUGACUCAUAUAAAUGGUGACUACCCUUGUGAAAAUUGUGAUGUUAAGUUUGGAACUAGUAGUGAACUAUGCAACCAUAGAAAUUUAGAACAUAAAUAUAAAGAAGGUGAAGAAAAUAGCUGCCCUCUUUGUAAGAAAAUAUUUCAUGUGAGAUCAAAGUUUGUAACACACAUAAUUAAGUUCCACAGAGGUAAAGUUCAAAUUGAUGGGCUUGUUUGGGGGAGCAGAGGCUCUUUAGUGUGUGAUGUGUGUCAAAAGGUCUUCAAGAAAGCUUCAUUGUAUUUAGCUCAUGAAAAGACACACAAAAGCAAGACACUUUGUUGUCAUUAUUGUGAGAACACGUACUCAUCACAAGGCCUGCUGCAAGGCCACAUCCUUACCCAUCUAUUUGGAGAUUAUGGUUGCAGUGAGUGUAGUGUCAAAUUUGCAUCAAAACACCAGCUUGGCCUACAUGAAGGAAAGGUGCACAGGUCGGCAAUGAGCAAAACAUGUGAAUACUGUCAUAAAGAAUUUCGUGACCAGAUGAGGUUGAUCUGCCACAGACGGAAGGACCAUCCUGAAUCAGAAGAGUCACACAAGGCCAAGUAUUGCUGCUCUGAGUGUGGCAUGAAAUUUGCAAUGAGAGGCAACCUUGUCAGACAUUUCCGUGUCCAUGAAAGGGAUAAAAAUGCCAAACCACCCAUUUGCAAUGUGUGUGGUAAAGUUCUGGCAAACAAAUAUUCUCUAGCAACUCACAUGAGGACUCAUUCCAGGGACACGUAUAGUAAAUGUGAUAUUUGUGAUAAGGCUUUUGUGUCAAAGUAUACUCUUAUUGAUCACAUGAGGAGAAUUCAUGAGGAGUUUGGAGCAGAAAGGGACAAAGUGUGUGAGCAGUGUGGCAGAAGUUUUUUCACCAAUACUGAGUUAAAGUAUCACGUCAAAAGCCACACUGGUGAGAGGCCUUACAGGUGUGACAUGUGCGGGGAAACCUACCUGUCGUCCUCGGCUCUUAGGUACCACAUGCAGAAACAUUCCAAUAUUAUGUUUGUGUGUCCAAAAUGUAAAGCAGAAUUUGAAAAUUAUGUCGGUUGGAGUACUCACAUGAAACGAGUGCAUGGCAUAACUCGGGUGAGGGAUUACACGAGGCAGCACGGCGUCUUGCAGGUCGUCAUGAGCAAGGAGCCUCCAUCGUAUAGCGAUGGACAAAAUGAUAUAGACAGUUCCUUAACACAUUUGAUUAAAAAGAACAGUGAGAGUGCGCCAACUUUAGCUGUCGGUCUUGAGGAAACUGUUGUGAGCGUGCCUGGAAAGACCAGCGAUGUGAUCCAGGUGGUGACCUAUAAUGAUGCAGCUAAUCCUCUUGUUCACACUGUAAAUGCCACCGAGGUUGGCCUGAGUCACCCCAGAAGUGAGGAUACUGAUAUGUCACAUCCAAAUCUGCCGUCAGAAACAGGACUAGGAAAAAAUCACAUGGCACCUAUAAUUGAGGACGAAUGGGAAAUUAUUCUCCCCGAGGGCUGUGAGGAUGUGUCUGUUAUUUCUGAGGAGUGGGCAGGCAGAGAAGCUGUAUCUCAGGGAGGGCCCCACCAAUUUGUGUUGACAGGAGAGUGGGAAGGGAGCCAGCUCAUUGUGGCGGAGGAAGGGGAGGAGUCUCGAGUGGGGAUGACAGGAUGGAAAGGUGUUGAGCAUUAGUCUUUGCUUUAUUCCCACUUGUGGAAUGGAAGUCAAUUUUAUAUUGGAACUAAUGUCAUCCUUAUUUAAUGUUUCCGGUGAAAAAAAUGUAUUUAUAUACGCAAUUUAAGAAAACUGGAAUGAAAGAUAUUCAGAACCAAAGAGUAUUCUCUUGAAUGACAGUUUUAUCAGUAACUUCAAAGAUGUGAGCAGCAUGAAGAGAGGCCUUAUUUCAGUAAGCCAUCUAAUGGGACCUGUCACUUACCAAGUUCAGUAUUAAUUGAGGUUAAACAUUUCCUGAUUUCUUACACUUGUUAAAUCGUUCCUAUUUUUCUUGCUUUCUUUACUGAAAACCUAUGGAUAAAAUGUAUUUCCUUAAAUGCAUAAUAUUAUGUAUUAAUUUCCAUUUUGGAAAGGAAGCAUCUCAUGUGGAUGCAAAACAUUUUAUAAUACACAUUACUUCCUCUUAUAGAGGUGGUGCUUAUGUGUGAUAUGUAUAUAUGGUAUCAAUUAUUUAUGUAAUGGGUACAUAAUAAAUAUGGCAAGUA
Molecule: messenger RNA, 3566 nt
Organism: Portunus trituberculatus (swimming crab)
Lineage: Eukaryota; Metazoa; Arthropoda; Malacostraca; Decapoda; Portunidae
Product: PR domain zinc finger protein 5-like
Exons: 6
Coding region: 145-3039 (964 amino acids)
Biological process (GO): regulation of transcription by RNA polymerase II
Cellular component (GO): chromosome; nucleus
Molecular function (GO): chromatin insulator sequence binding; RNA polymerase II transcription regulatory region sequence-specific DNA binding; DNA-binding transcription factor activity, RNA polymerase II-specific
Source: RefSeq, a predicted model, not a curated record